GUGAGGCAUUCGCAAAGACGUUGGCCCAUCUGCCAGUCGGUGUCUCAAGUGCCGGAUGCGAGCAAGUCGCCGGGAGGAUCGACGAAGGGAGGAAAAGAAGACGGCUUUUCAAAGAGGAGUCCGCUUGCUAUUUCGGCUGCGCUGCGGCCAGGGAGUGUCUCGCUCGGGAGGGCUUUCUGACACAAAGAGGGCCGCCCACCUCGUCGUGUGUAAAUCCUGGAUAUCAAUUUGCCUCAGUGCUGAGAUUACUGCCCUUUUGAAAAAAGAAACACCAAACUUAAACACUGUGCUUUCUUCAAACGCGACCCUCCAAUUUCCAGGAAUGAAAGUCACGUGUUGAAAAAAACUUGGAUGUCUUUCCAAUCCCAUUGAAUCAACAUGAAGCCGUUGACUCCCAUUGGAUCGCCGUCCCCCCUUCGGCUCCUCAACAAGGGUCCGGACUACCUGCGGCGGCAGAUGGACGCCGGGGGCCACGGUCGAGCGAUCAGCGCUGUCGAGAGGCUGGAGGCGGACAAGGCCAAGUACGUCAAGAGCCGGCAGGUCAUCAACGCCAAACAGGAACCCGUGUCGGUGCUGUGCGCCACCCCGCCGCCGCCGCCCCGAAGGCUUUUCGCCAGUCCCCAACUCCCCCCGCGGCAUUUCUCCAGCACCCCCUUCUCCACUCUCUCUCGAUCUUUUUCCUCCGGGGACGAAAAUGAAAACGACGACUCCAGAAAGGAGAAUCAACAGUCUGCCGUCGACCUCGAGGCUCAUAACAACGCUCUGAACCGGAAGCCAGCCAGUCCCAGAACGCCCGCAUUUAGCACCCUGGUGACGCCGCGCAGCGCCCCCGUCCUCCGCAGGAGCACCGGCAAGCGCAUGCUGAGACCCGACUCGCUCGUCAUCUACCGGCAGAAGAAAGAGUGCAAGAGUCCCAACGGCGAGAACGGCAGCGCCGAGCUGAAAGGAUACGGCUUCGUCCGCCGCCUCUUCCAGGGCUCCGUGAGGGAGAAGGGUGGCGGCGGCGGGGUCCACAAGAUGGUCAUCGGUGAGGAGAAAGCGCCCUCGCGGGAUGGAGACUCCCGCAUGUCGUGGACUAACGAUAAGGACACGGGAGACGGCGGGCCGGGAAGCAGGAGGUCCAGCAAAACGGACCAGGAACACGGCCCGGGGUCCGUCACCGGCCCGGGGUUGACCUCUCCACUAGACCAGACCAGCGACGGAUCGAAAGGCACCGCGGAUGACGGCACGGACGAUAACGGUCCGUGGAGACGGGCGUCGCCGCAACCUUCAUCCCGCAGGAGUCAGCGCGGGGGCCUGCACCGUUCUAAAUCGGACCUGCAUCUGGACCGCUCCGGUGCCCGUUCCGAGCAGGAGCGGUUCUUUGACUUUUGCGGCCUGGACGCGGACCUGAUCGAGCGCCUCGGCCGGGAGAACUUCCUGUCUGGCGCCAGCUCCGUCGACACGCUUUCGCUGGCUCUGCGCAGCGUUGCCGGGGACGGCGGCACAGAGCCCAGCGAGUUCUCCCGCCACUCCGGAGACGGCUUGUUCCGGGAGGAGCUGGCCGAGAAGCCCCCCGCCGGCGUCUCCAUCAUAGAGAGGAACGCUCGGGUCAUCAAGUGGCUCUACGGCUGCAAAAACGCUGCCUGUGAAGGACCCAGGGAGUCGACGGUUUGAUCCAGAAGACCGUCUCCGUUCGAGGACGAUUUGCAGUCGCUUUGGUGGGCACGUGGUUCACACCAGCAACUUGGCGGUCGCUCCUUUGAAAAACUUUUUUUCCCCAAAUGACUCCCGUCAAAACUAUUUAUGCAUCUGACCGAAAGCUCCUCUUCAAAUGGAUUGAUUCCAGAUGCACAAUCUGGAACAGAACUGGAUUCUGAACUGGCACAUAGCUAUAAUUGUCUGCUCGCGUUGACACCGGAGACUAAACGAGUGGAAAAAUGCUGCGUGAAGCGAGCCAUGAGUACCUCAUUUUCUUUUUUAUUAUCUUUUUUUUAACGCAGGCGUUGAAUCAAACAUGCAAGACUCCCCUGUGGGGUUGUUAAUGUACUGAAAUGAAAUUGGGAGAGAGAGAAGGGGGCUGGGGGGGUUGGGGGGUGAUUGAUUGACUUUAUUUUUAUAUACACUGUCCUGAUAAUGUCUUGUGACAUCAUUGAUUAUCACUCAGGAUUACAGGGAACCUCUGGAAAAA
Hippocampus comes (tiger tail seahorse) is the source of this 2170-nucleotide messenger RNA. RefSeq names its product family with sequence similarity 110 member D (gene fam110d). The record is from RefSeq and is a predicted model, not a curated record. The transcript has 2 exons. Bases 379 to 1656 code for a protein of 425 amino acids. Lineage: Eukaryota; Metazoa; Chordata; Actinopteri; Syngnathiformes; Syngnathidae.